GCCGAUUGCCCGUUUUUUCAACAUCAAAAAAGAUAACGUUUUCACAUCACUAGGAAGCACUAAUAAAUCAUCAUUACUGGAUUUUUCCAUUAUUUUGAACAGUUGAAGAACAAGCCAGAAAUAAUAGAAAUGCCGGCGUUCCACUCGGAGAUUACGGAUUACCAAGCCUCGGUGGGCAACAUGGCCAUUCUACCGCUACGCACUAAAGUCCCAGGACCAGCGCCCAAUGUUGACAUUCCCAACGACAUCAUCGAUGAGUCACUGUACUACUGGAAGUCGAACAUUUUCUUCAGCACAUACGAAGUUAAGUCGGAAGUGGACAGGGUGCUUAUCUACAUAACGCUCUACAUCACGGAGUGUUUGAAGCGAUUGGUCCACUGCACAAUGAAAUAUCAGGGUCAGCAGGAGCUCCAUAGGCUGGCCACCUCGUCGUUCGAUAUACCCGGCGAUGCAGGCUUCCCGCUGAAUGGUAUAUACACGAAACCCGACAAUCCGGAGCUUAUGCGUCAGUAUUUCCAGCAGUUGCGACAGGAAACCGGAAUCCGAUUGGUGGAAAAGGUCUUCGAUACGAAGAAUGGAGCGCCGAGCAAGUGGUGGCUAUCCUUUGCCAAGAAGAAGUUCAUGGGGAAGAGUCUCUCGGGACCGUGAAUAAAGAAGUUAUAAUACACAAG
Messenger RNA from Drosophila erecta, 671 nucleotides. RefSeq names its product actin-related protein 2/3 complex subunit 3 (gene Arpc3B). Gene Ontology annotation, molecular function: actin filament binding. The coding region runs from base 130 to 648 and encodes 172 amino acids. Gene Ontology annotation, cellular component: Arp2/3 protein complex; cytoskeleton. Lineage: Eukaryota; Metazoa; Arthropoda; Insecta; Diptera; Drosophilidae. The transcript is spliced from 3 exons. Gene Ontology annotation, biological process: regulation of actin filament polymerization; Arp2/3 complex-mediated actin nucleation. The record is from RefSeq and is a predicted model, not a curated record.